This is a messenger RNA of Lottia gigantea (owl limpet), 1590 nucleotides long. RefSeq lists its product as hypothetical. Bases 1 to 1590 code for a protein of 529 amino acids. The record is from RefSeq and is a predicted model, not a curated record. Lineage: Eukaryota; Metazoa; Mollusca; Gastropoda; Lottiidae. The transcript is spliced from 9 exons.
AUGGUAAUGGCGGCCAGGAUGAUUAAUGAUGUUGAUGAGCAUUUAGAACAUUUAUUGGAAAGAAUACACCGAAAAUUUAAUCAGAAGGAAUUUCAACAUCCAUGUACAAGAUAUGUUCGCUAUCGAACUAGGAUUGGAGCUCCAUCUGUUAAUAGAAGAUCUUUUACUGAAGAAGAUCUUGUACGGUUUGCAGAAAAGUUGAAUAAAAUAAUUAUGUGUCUGCGAUUACGUCGAUGUAAAACGCAGGUUGAAGAAGAGAUGAAAAACUCUGUAUAUAUAGUGAUAAUACCAGUAUUAGGUAUUCUAUGUAUUUAUAGCAUCACAACUCGGUGGUAUCACAAUAUAAAUUAUGUCACUACCCCCUUAGUUAAUGUGACGUCACCGAUCAAAUACCAGUCAUUGUUCGACCCACCAACUUGCCCUGGUGGUAUCCAGCAAAUGUUAGAAGGUAAAUGGCAUCAAAGGAAAAUGACGCCGAAUCAAGAACGUGAAAUAAACGACUUUUUAAAGACGUAUAGAGGUGGUUGGGGUCUGCCAGAUACACUCCAGAGAAAAGAUCUGUUAUGUGGAAACGCCAGUUUCGCCCAAGAUCCAAAGGUCGUAUAUCGGAUGUUUCGUGCGUUAUGUUCGCCAACAGGAAAGACGCCUUGUUGCAUGAACAAAAAGUGUGUAGCAAAAACAGUGAAGGAGUGCCAAUGUAAAGAUUGUUUGGAUCUACGUCAAGAAGCUCAUGCCGAAUAUUCCGACUGGGUUCCUUCCAACCACAACUGUAAAAUUCGUUUGUUUAAAGGGAAUGAGGCCUGUAAGAUAUUUGAUGGAAUGACGGUGGUGUUAAGUGGUGAUUCUCUCAUGAGACAAAUCUAUAUUGCUUUUCAAAAAAUUCUUAAUCAUGAUAUGAUUUGGGGAUCAUUGAAAAAAAACGCUCCGAUAGAGCAAUUAGAGAAAUGUAAAGGAUUGUAUAGUUUUACCUUCGAGAAAUGUCGAGAGUUAACUGAAACCUAUACCAGUGAAUUGUGCAAUGGUCGAGUGAACUUAACCUUUUUUGAAUAUUACAACGCCGGAUUAGCAAAACAAUUUAUCCCAGCUGUUCAGAGUUUAACACAGAAAAGUAAAAGUUUGGUGAUUACUGGAAUCGCAAAUCAUGAUAAAUUUGAUACUAAAUUAAUAUACGAAAAAUACUUGAAACCUGCCAUUCAGAUUAAAAAGGUGACAAAAUGGCCCAAGUUGUUAUGGACUAUGCCCCCAGUUUCUGGACUUCUGAGAGAAACGAAGAGUAAAAUCCCCGAAAAAGAAAAGAAAUUUGUGAAGAAACUGACGACCUUGCUGAAUAAAGAUAAUGUACCAAUAUUUGACACUUAUAAACUUACCCAAGAAGAAAAUGAUGGAUUUCCCCUACCAUCUACUGAGGCUGAAAUCCAAGCGUUUGACAAUGAAGUAUUUAUGGGGUAUGAUAGUGACAUUGAGAGGUCAGAGGUCAAACAGAAACCAAGGUCACGCUCUAUACCGGAGUUAUACCAUAACUUGAAAGUUCCCAAAUUUACAGGUUUUACUGUGUUUUUAUUUUUCACCUGUUUGAGAUAUAAUCAAUGA